This is a messenger RNA of Penicillium verrucosum, 8742 nucleotides long. Its product is annotated as FMP27 family protein. NCBI's taxonomy places the organism in Eukaryota, Fungi, Ascomycota, Eurotiomycetes, Eurotiales, Aspergillaceae. The transcript is spliced from 3 exons. The coding region runs from base 1 to 8742 and encodes 2913 amino acids. The record is from RefSeq and is a predicted model, not a curated record.
AUGACCCUCUUUAACCCGACCUCGAUUCUCGUGGGAUUCCUCCUUCUCUACCUCUCGUCUUUUUUCAUCUUCGCUAUCGUCCGGAUCGCGACGGGAAUUUCCAUUCAACGGAUCGGCUACUUUUCGCUGCGCCGAAUCGCAUACACCCCGAAGGAAGGAAUACACAUCGAAAUCCGUGGCCUUGGAUUAUCGUUACACCCCUCGUCAUUUGCCCAGCCAACAUGGAUCAGCAUUCGGUUGACAGAGCUGAAGGUUACCGUGGACUCGGCGACUCUGGGGCAAGAAAAACGCGAAACGCCCCGCGGCAUAUUGGAGACACCUAAACCAUCCGAAGACCGUGCCGCGCCCGAACCUGGCGGGAGAAGCAAAACAUGGAGGACGUUAACACGAAUCAAGGAACGUGUCAAGCGACUACACCGGCAGAUCAAUUGGCUGGCUCUCGUGGACCUGACUGCUAUCGACACAACCGUCCACUUCGUCAACGCCGGUCAGAUCCAGGUUGGAUCGCUUUCCCUUUCAGUCGACACGCGGAGGAAGAUGGUGGAACGGGGCAAGCUAUUUCGUCGCAAGAAGGAUAUGUCACAAGACCAACGCCCAGCUGAGUGGAUUAUGAAUGCUCAAAAUGUUUUACUCAACGUCGACGGCCGGGAGCCAACCGAGAUAUUGGAUAAUGUGGGCGUGAACCUUCAUGGACUUCUGCACAAAGAUCUGGACGGACUCAGAGACGCUUCGGUGGCCCUGAAGAUUGGACGUAUGCAUAUUCCCUACGACGAUGUCCGCACGAUAUUGCAACGCAUUAAGCCGAUCAAGAAAUCCGCACAAGGGCCAGCGAAUACCGAGACCGAUGACGAGAUAUCAUUUGCCGAUUUUGUGGACGAACUCGACAAGCCCGGAAGCAGAGACGAUGCCAUUGUACAGACUGUGGCGGACUCAAAGGAGUUUGCGAGCUCAUUACUUCGUGGUAUACAGGAGAUACAGAUUGCUCUGAGCUUCUUCCGUGUUUCAAAGGGUAUCCAGUCUCUGUCUGCAGGGCAAAAACCCGUAUACCUGAACGUGGUAUCGCAUGAGCUUGGAAUUGAUCUUCAUAGGAUGGACCCAAAGAGCCCGGAACAUCGCAUGUAUUUCCAGCGGAAUGAUGUUGCCCACCAGGCUCUUCUUGCUGCUAUCUCGCUUUCAGUCAGCUUAGAUGACGAAUCGGGCGAAAGUGAUAACAUUCUAUACAUCCCCAUGGCUACGACAACCAUCAAAACCACACUGCCCUCGAAGACUGUGAGCACCUCUGACGAUGAGAACGCCGAAGAGCGGAACACAAAUGUCCUGUUCGCAAAUUUGGUCGUCACAUCACCUUCCGUUGAUCUCCAACCGCAACAUGUUUCGAGGCUGCUGAAACUGGCACAAAGCCGAGCCUCUUCUCCUCGAGCCAAGAAGCGAGAUAAUCAUCGAUUGAUUUCUCGAUUACUCCCCAAGGCAAGCAUCAAGCUUUCUGUUCACGAACCUGUGAUCCGGUUUGUUCUCCCAAUCGAAAAAGAGUCCGGUACUCCCGACGAUUACAACCUCCUUAUCUCCUCCAUCUCUUCCAUUUCACUCGAUAUCGAAUCCUCUCAUUCAUCUGAAGGCGGUGCCCACUAUUCCCUAUCGUCCAUUUACCGGGUCGCCUCCCACAAAUUCUAUUACCAGACUCCGACAGGCAACAAACACAAUUUGCUCACAAACGAGAAUUUGGAGCUGAAAGCCCAUCUGAAUGCCACCCCCGAGGUCUGUGUAAUCGCCUCAGGAAGCCUUCACGAGUGUUCAGUCCACAUGAUCGAUGGGGAGGUAAACCGUGGAAUUCGUGAAGUUUUGCAGCAAUUCAUCACUCAGAUGCAAUCGCAGAAGCGGGUACCAAUACCGACAAAUGACCAAAAGGCAAGCGUGUUGAGACGAGUGCCCCCAUGGUUACUCCAGUUUCAGUUUGAAGCCACAGGGUCCAGCGUGGAAAUCGCUGGUGUGGACAGCACCGUCUCUGAUAUAUCUCGUGGUGUCUCUCUGCAACUGCAAUCGUGGACAGCGGAAUACAAAGCUCAGAAAACGGAGAAAAAUGUCGGAAGCAUUGCCAGGCGACGUACUCCCAGCCAUUCCACUAUCGGCGAUGAAUCACCCUUUCGAUUCCCUCCAACCUCGCCUCCCAAGGUCACCCACACCCAACGCGGCGCUUCAGAUGGUCGGCGACUGGCUUUCCACGCGCGUGGUUUUGACGGCUUUGUCAUUGAAUCAGAGGAUUAUCUGGAACCUGAGCCAUUCUUCUCUUUGCCUCGAUUCGAGAUUGCCCUAAGCACUCACAGUGAUCGCCUCGGACCCGUCCUGCAUGUCACCUCCGUGUUCAAGGGCAUAUACCUUCAAUACUCACUGUACCGAUUCUAUUGCCUCGGUGUUGCGAUCUCUGUGAUCCAAGACGUGCUCACGCCUUUGCCGGAAAAACACUCGCAGUCUGCUGAAGGCAAAUCCAGAGCGCCUGCAAGCAUAUCGUUACUGCCGCCUCCACCAUACAAAUGGUCUCCAAAGAAGGAGCUGGUCACCUACGACAUGAAGGCAACGGCUGUGCAGCUGAAGGCGAACUUGCCGAACGAUCCUCAAAUAAUGAUUCAGAUCUACGGACUUGCCGGUGCUUCUCAACGUCUUUCCACCCCUCAUGUUAAAGCCAGUCUUGUUCGCUUCCAUGCGGAGGCACCCAAGCUCAAGGGUAUUUGGGCAAGAAUCGGCAGCAUGAACAAUGUCAGGCUGGACUUCCGAAAAAUGAAGAUGAAACAUGGCAACACCUUGGUUGAAGAAAAAUCGAUCGAUAUAUGGACAGACUUCAUCCGAAUUGGCAUACCUCAUCAUAUGGUGAUGCAUCGCAUUUUUGAUAACCUUAUCAACACUUCAAAGGCUUUCAAACAACUGCAUCAUCGCUUCAAGAAUGGCUGCAAAGAAUUUGGCUCCAAGAGAGAACCAGAGGGCCCUAAGAAGGUGCCCAAGAUAUCUCUUCGCAGCAAAGCGUUGCUCUUCGAAAUGGAGGACGAUGGCUUUGAGUGGAAACUGGGUUGCAUCUAUCGAGUUGGCCUAAUUGAACAGAUUCAGCGGCUGGCCCGGGAAGACGCCUUCCAUUUGAAAUCUCAUAAAGUCAGGGAAUCUGACCAGCGCCGCGCCACAUCCCGAUUACGAGCCAAAUCGAGCCAUCGGACAUUGCGUAGCGAGCGAACUAGCCAAGAUACAAGGCGAAGUAGGAGUGCUGACGAACGGCCGAAAUCUAGCACCCAGGAACGUGGGAGAAGCCGCAAAUACCGCUAUGAUACCGAGGGCGCGACCUGUCUCUCAUCAGAGCAAAACAUCUCUGUGGAUUCCGCUUGGGGCCGACUUCAACAGUACAAUGCUCAAGUAUGGAAAGAUAAGAUCGAUGCAGCUCUCAUGUUCCAGGGCACUUCCAUCAAAGAAGUCCGAAAUCUCUUCUGUGGUGCAGAUGAACCUCCUCCGGAUGUGAAGGAGACCGAAACCAUUCUUGCUAUUCCGAACAGACCAGGUCUGAUGUCAGCUUUGAUCAGCGAUGUCAAUCUUGUUAUUGAUAAGCCCUCAUUUGCUAUCGAUGAGUUCCCCAGUUACUUGAACCGAAUUGGAAAGGGGAUGCCUAUGGAUAUGCAAUACGGCCUGCUCAUCCCAAUGAGCUUCAAUUUGGAAAUGGGUGAAGCACGCGUCACCUUGCGAGAUUAUCCUCUAGAUCUGUUGCACAUUCCAGCUCUGCGCCCAGGACAGUCACCAAGACUUCCCAGCUGGUCUUUGCGAACAAACUUUGUCAUUGCAGAAGAAUGGCGUGACCAUGAAUCUGCAAGACAGGUCGAAGUGGAACUGGUUCCUGCAUCCGAAGGGUCUGACGGCUCUCCCCGUGAUGCGUUUAUGAUUCCGGUGUGGCGUUCUGUUACACCAGUCAAGACCUACUCAGACCCCGUGGUCCAGAUAAACACAAGUUUGCCGACUAGCAUUUCAUGGGGUGUCUCAUACCAACCUGUCAUUCAAGAUAUGAUGAAGAUCAUUGAGGGGUUCACCAAGCCUGAGAUUGAUCCCUCGGAGCGGGUGGGUUUCUGGGAUAAGAUCCGACUCAGCUUUCAUUCCCGGAUCAAGGUUCUGUGGAAGGAAGAUGGUGAUGUACAUCUGCGACUCAAGGGUUCUCGUGAUCCAUAUGUGGUGACCGGUUUUGGAAGCGGCUUUGUCAUGUGCUGGCGCAGAGAUGUCCAAUUGGAUGUUAACACCAGUGAUAAUCCUAUGGAAUUCAUGACUGUCACGAGUGGCGAAUACGUUCUUGCUAUCCCCGACUACAGCGCUGAAGCACGUUGGGCAAACGAGGCAACUACAGAGGAGCUAGACAACAGUUCUGCAUCCAGCGAGCAGAAGAACGCCGCCCACUUCAAGAAGGUUGUCAUGAAGCUCUCUGGCGAUGUCAAAUGGGCAGCAGGCCUCGUCUUCGAGCGGGAUACUGACAAUGAUGCGAGGUCCUUCUCCUUCAAGCCCCAUUAUGAGGUCAUUCUCAAGAACCCCAAAUUCGUCAAACCAUCCGAGCGUGUUAAUUACGAUGCUUAUCGUGGCUUCCGGAGUGACCACAUCCACCUUUCUGUAUCGAUUAUUGCACCGCAAAACAGAGACUGGGCUGUCGACAAUGUUCAACCGUCUUCGAGCUACAAUACUAUCCAUCUCACACCGCGAUUCUUCACCCACUUCUUCAACUGGUGGUCUCUUUUCUCGGGCGUGAUGUCGCUUCCUGUUCGCCAAGGACCGCUCUGGCCAGGAGUGACAAAAACGAGCAAGAAAUUUAAUCGUCAUCUGGCAACUGUCAAAUACAAGAUUCUUCUCGCACCUCUGUUUGUGGCCCACAUAUACAAACACAAGGAUCGCGAAGACUACGCAGAAAGAGUUGUUACGGCCACAGGCCUGAAGGUCCGCCUUGAUUGCUUGAAACUUGAUAUUCACCAACGUCGCGAGCAGAUCAAAACACAUGCCGUGGGUCGUUCAAAACAGACCAGGACAAGCGCGAUGCGUAUCAAUCAAGCCCAAAUUGAUAUGCAAUCUGCAGACUUCCGCGCCGUGUCUGCCAGCAUCGCAGGCACAACUGCGGAAGAUGUCGAACGCAACAAAGACGAUAUCCUCUCUUCCUUCCAGCAGCCUGUCCCAUCAGUUGACUUGUCUCGGUUCACAAUCCCUGAUCACAACCUAGACUGGGUCGACAUGGAUGAUUUCGUGGAGCCGGACUGGAUCCUUCCACAGGAGUCGAAUCCUCGUACCCAGAUCUUACCUUUGGCUUUUACCCCGCGCUUCACCUACUUCCGCAACACAGAUCAUUGCGAUAUUGGACCCGAUGAAACGGGCUACAGCACGUUUGGGAACGAACCGACUCACGAGUGUGUCAUGUCUGAAACGAACGAUCCUCGCCGUGUUCAGAUUGAGUUGGUAAAAGACCGCCUUGCAAUAGUCGAGGCACAAAUUCGCAAUUAUGAACGCACAAUUGGGGAAAUGGAACUCAAGCUCAUGAGGGACGCAGAAAAUAAUGAAAACCUGAGAGCUGAGCAUGAGUUAUUCCUUCGCCAGUCCGAGUCUCUGGCGAGACGACGCAAGUUCUUGACCACAACUCUGAACCGUCUUGAGAGGAGCGUCACGCGUGACGAGCGGACGCCAUAUGGCGACACACUUGGUAAAAACGUGGCGCCCAGCACUGCUUCUUUCCGAACAGGACGAACAGGUCGGGAUGCUGACUCCACAACCGAUGGCCGUUCUUCAGGUCUGGAUGGGAUUUACUCGUCAGCCAACGAUGAGUUCGCGAGUGAUUUCAACAAUCGUUUUAUGAUCCACAAUUUACAGCUCAAAUGGAACAACUCCCUGCGCAACAUUGUCUUGCGAUACAGUCACCAAGUGAGCCAGCGACGUGGAUUUAUUUACUACAUGUCUCGCCGCGCUGUCAAAUUCAUCCUUGAUAUCGUGGAGGAGCAGGAAAAGAACAAACGCAAGCAGCCUAAAAUGUCUAAGACGCAAACCCGAACCUCGCACCACGAUGAGGAGCAGAAGGAGGUUCAUGAACGCAUCGAACAGUUGCUGAAUGAUGUUAACCGUUACGUGAAUGUCGACGAUAACGAGCCUGCGGACUCGAAUACUCAAUCUGAUUCGAACACCCAAUCUGAUUCAAAUACCCAAUCUGAUUCAAACCCCCAAUCGUCUUCUGAUUCGGACAAUUCGAGUGAGAAUAUCGUGCCGGAAUUCACACCCCAGAAUAGUUAUCACUUGCGUCUCAUUGCGCCUCAAAUCCAGCUUCUCAGUGAAAAGAACCAGAAGUCGGUCUUGCUUGUUGCCGCCAAAGGCAUGGAGCUCAAGGUCGUCUCAAUUAUGGACAAAGCGCGUGUCGCUGACGAUGUCAGCGGCUUGAUACAGCGCCGUUUCUCCCUCGAAAUGGACGGCGCCCAGUUCUUCGUCGCAACACAGAAGAAAUUGAUGGCGAACUUGCAAUUCUAUGCUGGCAAUAAGUACGGAAAUGCGCCCGGAUCAGCGUGGCCACCGUGGUUGACCUUGGAAGCCAUGUUCGAUUUUGAGCUGAAUCCAUUUGGAUUCUCUCGUAUUGUGCAAAAGACUUCAGCCACUCUGCGUUACGACAAGUUCAACAAUCUUCGCCUCAAGUACAACGAAGAGGUGGUAAAGGGUCAGCAAGGACCUGAUCCUGAGGACCAAGAAGACCGCAUAGACUCGAUCAGUGUGGACUUCCCUCAUUUCCGCGCGAUUUGUGAUUCUGCGGAGUACUAUUCUAUGUACAUCAUUGUUCUGGAUCUCAUGCUCUACAGCGAACCCCUCGAAAAGGUCCGGAAUGAGCGCCUGGAGAGGAUCAUGCUCACUUCCGACUUCAGUGACCUUCGUGGCGCCCCGGAAAUGGUGUUCAAGCUUCAAGCACGCAUUCGCCAGUUGGAGGAAAUCAAAGAUUACUUCCAGAUUAACGCCAAGUUCCUGGACAAACAGGGCUGGGAGGAUCGGUUGGCUCUCGAACGCGACUUGUCUCAAUGCGAGGAUGAGCUUUUCUUCAUGAUGAAAGCAAUCACAACUUCCCAACGGCGAAUGGAACCAAGUUCGUCCAGGGCAGCUGGUGUCCACGGCUUACUACGUUGGAGCAUAUCCGCGAGUGAAGUCGUAUGGCACCUGAUGAAGGAGGCUUCUGAGCCCCUGAUUGAGUUCCAGCUGCGUAAUGCUUCAUACGAACGAACCGACAAUACUGAUGGCUCGAACCACAACCUGGUAUCGAUCGAGCGACUAUUCGGGUUGAACUUGCUUCCAGACGCUAUCUACCCUCAAAUUAUCGCACCUUACCUCGACGGCGCGCGCACCCUUGAUGACUUCAUGUUGCGCGUCAAAUGGCACAUGCUGGAGGCCGUUGCCGGUAUCCCCGUGCUCGACAAUUUCGAAGUUUCAAUGUUCCCGCUCAAGAUUCAGCUCGAACGCGAGCUAGGCCAGAAAGUCUUCGAAUAUAUCUUCCCCAACGUGGGCUCCAGCGCCUUUGAGGCUGGUGGCUUCUCGCCUUUCAUGAUCAAGAACAUGAAGCCGCUUGAGGGUUCGGAUGGGGAAGACGAUGACGAAGACUUGAACGGCGCGCCACUGAGACGCUCAACGAGUAUCGAUGGUGAUAGCUCGUCUAUGGACAAUCUCGCCGUCUCUAAGGGACCGGGCUCCAUCGAACUGCGACUUCAGCCUACACUAUCGCUUUCAGAUGAGGCUAAGUCGCGUAAUCGCCCAGGCCAUCUGAAGGGUCUUGUGAUGACACCUAUCCACCAGGAUAGUUCUCGACUAGGUGUAUCGGAGACCGCGCGCAAAACGGGCCGUCCUGCCACGACUGGUGGUCUUAGCAAAAAGAAGUCCGCUGAUAGUCUGCGCGUGUUGACCAAACAGCCCACUGAAAGAUCCCUGUCCAGCCACAGUGCCGGCGAAGACAACCGCAAGAAGUUCGGAAUGGGUAAAGGGUCGAACAAGAACGGCAAAUCCAAAGAGCCAACCGACGACCUGUCCCAAAUGAUCUCCCGCGCCUCCAACUUCAUGACCCUCGCACGUGUGAAGGUGAAUGACGUGGUUCUCUGUAUGAGCUACAAGGGCAAAGGAGAGCACAACCUGGAGGAUCUCCAUGAUUUCGUCUUCCGCCUUCCAGUUCUUGAAUACAGCAACAAGACAUGGUCAAACCUGGAUCUUGCCCUGCGUCUGAAGAAAGACGUGAUCAAAGCCCUUAUCUCGCACGCCCCCGCCAUUCUUGGCAACAAGUUCUCCCAUCACCGACCCUCCAAGCAGCAACAAAAGCGUUUCCGUGAGCUUGCAAGCUCGUCUCAACUUCUGCCAAAUGCAUCCAACUUGAUCAACCCAAGCAGUAGCCAAGCCCAGAGCCUGGCCAGCUAUGACUCUAAUAGCGAUUACUCGGAGUCACGCUCACGCAAAUCUAUGCAGUCGAAUGCCUCGCCGUUGGUUAGGACCACCUCGUUGAGCUCAGACGUCCACGGCGUAAAUUAUUCAGAUCCCACCAUCCCUGACGCACGGUCCGCUAGUGAGGUGGAUGUAGAUUCUCGCUGGGAGGCAUCGCGUCGAUUUGUCAAUGCCCCUCCACCCCAAAGGCCGAUGACUUCUGGUAACCCCGUGACUACGGUUCGAUCCGGCAAGAAUGACCAGGAUGACAGUCACAUCAAAACAAUUCGCAGCAUCGGCCGGAAGUUGACAUUCCGGAAAUGA